GUUUGUAUGCAAUUACAUAACUGUUUAAUAUGUGUUUGUUUAUAUACUUUUUUAUUUAUUUCAGCAAUAGAAACAGUAUUAACUGCAGUACCACCAGCAACAAUAUCUGCAGGACCAUCAGCGAUGCAUCAAGAUUUCCUGCGAUGUCGCUUCCAGCACCCAGGUCCGAUAUCUCAAAGGGCUUUCUACCGGUGGUGUCAAUAUGGGGGAGAUGAUCCCUCCUUUAGAUGGAGAAGACAAGCCCCAUAUGACACCAUUGGUAGAAGGAGGGGUGCUGGGAAGCAGUUCAACUCUUUUAAUUUCUACCAGUAGCUUUUUUAAGCUACUGGUAGAAUUAUCUUUAUCUUCAAAUAUAAAGAAAAUUGACUUUUUAAAAAAAUGUUUUUUUUAAUUUUGCAAUUUUUUAUUAUUUUAAUUUUUAUACUUUCAAUAUUUUAUUUUUUUGAUUUUUAAUUCUGUUCUUAAAUCCUAAACUUACAAAAGAACUCUUAUGUUAUAAAAAUUUUUAAUAAUUUGUCUAUAAGUUUUUUUAUUAAUUUACGUUUUUACAUCUUUUUAUCUUUAUUUUUAAUUUUAAUAAUAGUAAAUUUUCUUUUGUAUUAACUUUUAUUUGUUAAGUGUUAUAUAGUUUUUGAAAGAUUUGGUAAAUAUAUUCAAAAUUUUUCUUUUUCUAUGAUAUCUGUUUAAUAUGUCUAAUAUAUGCACUAUACACCUAUUAAUCUCUUUUCAUUAUUCUCUUUAGAUAUAUUAUAAAAUAGUAUUUAAAAUCAGUUGUCAGCCACAUGUGGUCUAUAUGAUGCAACAUGUUUGCAAUUGUUGGCAUGUCAUUU
This is a messenger RNA of Hydra vulgaris (swiftwater hydra), 830 nucleotides long. The record is from RefSeq and is a predicted model, not a curated record. NCBI's taxonomy places the organism in Eukaryota, Metazoa, Cnidaria, Hydrozoa, Anthoathecata, Hydridae.